GAAAAGCUAAAAUUCUGGCCUAGCCGGCUGCUCAAGCUCUUCCGUAUUGAGACCUUUGAUUCUGCGGGCCGAAUAAUGCCUGCCUUUGAACAUGUAAACGGCAGUUUCUUACUGGCCAGCUGAUAGUCGCUCGUUCGUCUUGGUAACACCAUGUAUCGCUCCUAUGAAACGGCUGGCGCGAAUGGUGCAAGCAGCACGACUGAAGAGGAUGACGACUUGUACUCAGGGUAUAACAACGCAAACGAGGACGAGGUGGUUUAUGGGAACUAUGCAGACUUUUCUGGAGAGGGGCCGAAUGGUGCUUUUGAGGAGCUAGUCGUCGGCACAUAUGAUGACCGAGGAUCUCGAGGUAGUUCGCAGGGCAUGGUCCCCCCUGGCAAGGCUGCCCGCACAUCGACCGCCAGCACGCGAGGGGGGGGCAGCCUCAGACCCCUCGCCAGCUCUUCGGGGCGCCCCCCCGGGACAGCGAUGCUGCGCGUCCCCAUGACCGCUAGCAGGCCAAUGACUGGCUCCGACCCAAACGCGCGACCGAUGACGUCGAUGAAAGGGGCGGGAUUCUCGUCGCAACCGCGGCCGAACAGCACGGGGCGGUUCGAUCCGCUGAACCAGGCGGCGAAGGGCCCUGCGCCUGCGCUGCAGAAGAAGAGCGAGGCAAGCCCGGAAGAGCAGUGCCGGGAGAUGGAGAGGAAGGUGAAUCGGCUGCUGGAGGAGAGCGCGGAACUGAGUUUGGCGGGCGACCACGACGGGGCGUUGGAGAAGGCUAAGGAGGCCGGCAAGCGCGAGCGGCUGCUGUGCAAGCAGCGGGAGCAGGCGAACCUAGCGGACCAGAUCAAUGGGGACCUGACGUUUGCGGUGUGCUUCAAUCUGGCGCAUCAAUACCACCAGAACAAGCUGUACUCGGAGGCGCUCGACGCGUACACGCAGGUCGUCAAGAACAAGCAGUUCCCCCAGGCGGGCCGGCUGCGCGUGAACAUGGGCAACAUUUACUGCGAGCAGCGCAAGUACCCGCAGGCGAUCAAGAUGUACCGCAUGGCGCUGGACCAGCUGCCCGCCACGCAGAAGGAGACGCGCUACAAGAUCAUGCGCAACAUCGGCGUCGCCUUCAUGCGCCUCGGCCAGUACCAGGACGCGCUGCAGUCGUUCGAGGCGAUCAUGGACGGGAGCCCCGACUACCAGUCGGGGUUCAACCUGGUGCUGUGUUACUUUGCGCUGGGCGACCGCGAGAAGAUGAAGCGGGCCUUCUCCCGACUGCUCGCCAUCAAAAAGUACGAAGUCGACUCGGACGAAGAGCUGGACGCGGCCGCGGAGGCGGCACUCCCGAGCGACGGCCUCAAGGAAGAGCUCCUCGCGCGCCAGAAGCGCGCGCACCGCGCGCUGCUGACGUCAGCCCAGCUCAUCGCCCCCGUGAUCGGCGACACGCUCGCGGAGGGCUUCCAGUGGGCGACCGACGCGGUGCGCGCGAGCGGGCGGGGCGUGCUCGCGCAAGAACUAGACAUGGCCCGCGCGGUGCAGCACCUGCAGCGGCGCGAUUUCGGCGCGGCCAUCGGCGUACUGAAAGACUUCGAGCGGAAGGAGCCCGCGCUGCGCGCGCGCGCCGCGCUCACGCUGAGCGCGCUCUACUUCUGGGAGGGCGACCUCGCGGCCGCGGACAAGUACGCGGAGAUGGCCGUCAAAGUGGAGCGCUACAACGCGCGCGCGCUCGUCAAUAAGGGGAACUGCCUGUAUGUGAAGGGUGACGUCAGCGGCGCGACGGCGCUGUACCAGGAGGCGCUCGGCGUGGAGGCGGACUGCGUGGAGGCGAUGUACAACCUGGGGCUAGCCCAGAAGCGGUCCGGGCAAUCUCCCGAGAGCCUGGCCACGUUCAAGAAGCUGCACGCUAUGCUGCCGGACAGCCCGGAGGUCAUGUACCAGAUCGCGAGCCUGUACGAGGUCACCGGUCCCCCGAAGCAGGCCAUCAAGUGGCUGGAGAUGCUGCACACCCGAGUGCUGCACGACCCCGGCGUGCUCGCGCGGUUAGGCGCGGUCCACAGCAAGCACGACGACGAGGCCAAGGCGCUGCACUACUUCUCCGAGGCGCACCGAGUCUACCCGGUGGAUAUGGACGUCAUCUCGUGGCUGGGGGCCUUCCACGUGAAGAACGAGGUGUAUGAGAAGGCGAUGCCCUUCUUCGACCUGGCCGCCAAGAUCCAGCCGUCGGAAGUUAAGUGGCAGCUCAUGGUCGCCUCCUGCUAUCGGCGGAUCGGGGCCUACCCGCAAGCGUUGGCGACGUACAAGGAGAUUCACCGCGCGCACCCCGAGAACAUCGAGUGCCUGCGCUACCUGGUCCACAUCUGCACCGACCUGGGCCACAAAGAGGAGAUCCAAGACUACGCGGUCCAGCUCCGAAAAGCCGAGCGCGCGGCCGCGCAGGCGCAGGAGGCGGCGGCGAAGGCGCAAGUCUACGCCGCCGCCGAGGAGCCGGCCGCGAGCGUCCCGGUAAGUAUGGUCGGGAAAGCGGCGCGACCGAGCAGCGGGGCGGCCGCGGUGCGGCAAGAGCGCGUCGGGGAGGAGGCGGCCGCGGUGUUCGCACCGGCCGCGGUACUGCCGCCGCGGCCGGGGACCGCGGGACGGAAGGUGAAGAUGGGCGUGAAAGAGAAGAGCGUGGAGGAUGAGUGGGGGAGUGAGGAGCUAGGAGACGACUUGUUGCCAAUGUAG
Messenger RNA from Klebsormidium nitens, 2694 nucleotides. The record is from the annotation of a GenBank genome assembly. NCBI's taxonomy places the organism in Eukaryota, Viridiplantae, Streptophyta, Klebsormidiophyceae, Klebsormidiales, Klebsormidiaceae.